AUGGCAGGCCGGCUCCCGGCCCCCGCUGCCAGCCGGGAUCAGGGCGCUGAGGACACCCCCGGCUCGCACCCUGCUCCCUGCGUGCCCCCGGCCGUGCGGCCCUGCUCCAGCCCCUUCCAUGUCCUGCAGGUUCCCAUCAUCCACCACCACGGCUCCAACACCCUGAACUUCGACUUCCACAGCCCAGAGGCCCCUGAACGCGGCCGGGGCACCCCCAGGAGCUCAGCGAGUGACUGGUACCAGACCUGGCCGGCCAAGGAGGGGAGGACACGGAGCCCCCCCGCACCCCCCGGCCCCAGCGCUGCCCCCCCCGGCCCCCGGGCCCCCCCGGGCUGGUCGGCAACGUGGACCAAGGACAGCAGGAGGCGGGAGCGGCGCUGGGUCAAGUACGACGGCAUCGGGCCGGUGGAUGAGACCGGGAUGCCCAUUGCAUCGCGCUCGAGCGUGGACCAGCCCCGGGACUGGUACCGCAGCAUGUUCCGGCAGAUGCACCGCAGGCUGCCGGAGCCCGACUGGGACCCCCACCCCUGCCCCAUGGGUAAGCUCAGCUCCUCGCUGCCUCCGUCCCCCCCAGCGCCUCGGGUGAAGCCGGCCGUGCCCAACGGGGACUGGCCCCCCUGGGCUCUCCCUGAUGCCACUGCGGAGCCCGGCAGCAUCUUUGACUACGAACCAGGGAGCUCCUCGCUGCUGGAGCAGCCCCCCACAGCGGUGCCACCAGCGCGGGCUCGUCCCAUUGAGGUGCUGCUGGAGCAGGAGCUGGAGCAGCUCAGUGUGGAGCUGGACAAGGACAUGAGGGCCAUGGAGACACGAUGGGAACCCUGUCAGGUAUCCCGGCUUCAUCCCUCCUGUGCCCCAUGGCCUUGGACCCGGCUGCAGCCCCCGGCCAUGGAGCGGAGCAUCCCGGGGGAGGGCAGCGAGCGGAGCCGCGCAGCCCCCGGCAGAGACACCCCGCGGGCAGAGCCCCUCCCCUGCCCGCCCGGCUCGGGGGACCCGGCAGAGCCCCUCAGGAGGGAGGAGAAGAAGAUGAAAGCCGCUCGCCUCAAGUUCGAUUUCCAAGCUGAGUCGCCCAAGGAGCUGACGCUGCAGAAGGGGGACAUCGUCUACAUCCAUAAGGAGGUGGACAGGAACUGGCUGGAGGGCGAGCACCACGGCCGCGUGGGCAUCUUCCCCUCCAACUACGUGGAGAUCCUGCCCUCCACGGAGGUUCCCAAGCCCAUCAAGGCGCCGACCAUCCAAGUGCUGGAGUACGGCGAGGCCCUGGCGCUCUACACCUUCCGAGGGGAGCUGCCGGUGGAGCUUUCCUUCCGCAAGGGCGAGCGCGUGUGCCUGGCGCGCCGCGUGGACCACAACUGGUACGAGGGGCGCAUCUCCGGCACCAGCCGCCAGGGCAUCUUCCCCGCCACCUACGUGCAGGUGCUCAAGGAGCCGCGGGUCAAAUCCAGCUCCGAGGACGUCCCACCCUGUGCCAGCGCCACCCCCCGGCCCCCCGCUGCCUCCCCGGCCCCAAACCCCUCCCUGGCCCCCCGCAGCCCCCCGCACCCCGCAGCCCCCCCCCAGCAGCCGUGGCUCCCAGCCGGUGCCCCCCAGCAGCGCGCGGCCCCCGAGCCCGCCCCGUCCUACAACGGCUCCACCAUCCAAUGGACACCGUACCGCGCGCUCUACCAGUACCGGCCGCAGAACGCGGACGAGCUGGAGCUGCUGGAGGGGGACCGCGUGGACGUGAUGCAGCAGUGCGAUGACGGCUGGUUCGUGGGCGUGUCCCGGAGGACGCAGAAGUUCGGCACCUUCCCUGGGAACUACGUGGCCCCGCUGUGACCCGGGAGGAGGAUUCCGGCCCCGCCGCGUCCCCUCCGUGUCCCCCCCAUGGGGGCAAAAGCGCCUCCAGCUCCCGCCUGCCCCUAUGGGGCUGCUCUAACAGGGACCC
This is a messenger RNA of Neopsephotus bourkii (Bourke's parrot), 1924 nucleotides long. It is a transcript of the gene SORBS3, whose product is annotated as sorbin and SH3 domain containing 3. The transcript is spliced from 18 exons. Bases 1 to 1815 code for a protein of 604 amino acids. Gene Ontology annotation, molecular function: protein binding. NCBI's taxonomy places the organism in Eukaryota, Metazoa, Chordata, Aves, Psittaciformes, Psittacidae. The record is from RefSeq and is a predicted model, not a curated record.